GAAGAACCAAAUCCAAUGUUAAUGGUAGUACGCGAACAUGAUCCCUUGGGGAGAGACGUUGAACUCUUUCGCCGACAUCUAUAUACGACAGGAAAAGUUGGUCCGACCGCUAAAGGAAGUGAAGGUGCAGAAUUAGUUGACGGGCUCGUCGUUAGAGAAGGGGAUUUUAAACUUGUGAAGACGAGGUUUAGUGCAUUCUUUUCUACACAUCUUCAUUCAGUCCUUCAACGAGAAGGAAUCAAUAGUCUCGUGAUCACAGGUGUUCAAACUCCAAACUGUAUUCGGCAAACUGUUUUUGAUGCUGUCGCGUUAGACUAUCAACCUGUGACUGUUCUUUUUGACGCCACAGCAGCAGCCACGCCCGAUAUUCAUCUCGCCAAUGUGUAUGACAUGAAAAACAUUGGAGUUGCAACACCAACAUUACAAGAAUGGAGUGAAUCCAAAGCUUGAUCUGUAUGGACCAUGCAUUAUGCAACUUCAACAUCUAUCAUAUCGGCAUUGAUGAUUAUGCUGUUUUCACAAAACGAAUAUAAGUCUAAAUAGAAUGAGUAUGUUGCUUUAAAGUUUAGUGUAAGUGUUGAAAAUGAUAAUUUUGAGAUGAUCAAUAAUUUAUU
This is a messenger RNA of Lathyrus oleraceus (garden pea), 614 nucleotides long. RefSeq names its product probable inactive nicotinamidase At3g16190. The record is from RefSeq and is a predicted model, not a curated record. The coding region runs from base 16 to 450 and encodes 144 amino acids. NCBI's taxonomy places the organism in Eukaryota, Viridiplantae, Streptophyta, Magnoliopsida, Fabales, Fabaceae. The transcript is spliced from 4 exons.